Molecule: messenger RNA, 612 nt
Organism: Triticum turgidum subsp. durum (durum wheat)
Lineage: Eukaryota; Viridiplantae; Streptophyta; Magnoliopsida; Poales; Poaceae
Source: the annotation of a GenBank genome assembly
AUGGAUUCGAGGAUAGCUUUCUCUGGCUGUGCUCUGCUACUGGUGGUCACACUGUUGCCUCUUUCCGCAAAUGCGUCGAGCAAACUCCACAUAGUGUACAUGGGGGAGAAGAAACAUGACGAUCCAUCUGCUGUCACGGCGUCACACCAUGACAUACUAACCUCCGUUCUUGGGAGCAAAGAUGAAUCGUUGAAGUCGAUAGUUUACAGUUACAAACACGGAUUCUCUGGGUUCGCGGCAAUGCUCACCAAAACCCAAGCUAGGACGUUGGCAAAAUUUCCUGAAGUUAUAAGUGUGAAGCCUAACACUUACCACAAGGCGCACACAACUCGAAGCUGGGACUUCCUUGGCCUUGGACACAACAAAUCACCACAACAAACUGACCUCCUCCGAAAAGCGAAUUACGGUGAAGAUAUCAUCUUCGGGGUGAUCGAUUCAGGCAUAUGGCCUGAAUCACGAAGUUUUGAUGACAACGGAUACGGCCCUGUGCAGGCACGGUGGAAAGGCAUAUGCCAGACCGGAACAACGUUCAAUGCAAUGAGUUGCAAUAGAAAGAUCAUCGGCGCACGGUGGUACUCCGAGGGAAUUAAUGCCAUGCACCUCAAGGGGUGA